GAAACCGACGCCAUCUAACGACUGGCAUUCCUGUUUUUUUCGUGCGGGUAAAACCACGGCUUUCUGGAGCGCGGAACCCCUUUCACGGUUUUGUUUGUAACAUCCAGUGUUUUAAGUGCAUUUCGUUGUGAUCCUUGCGAUGCCGUGCGUACGGUGAAUGAGAUGAUAUACGCGGGAGAGCGUUCACGCGCGAGAGAAAUGUGUGGGAAGAUGAGUUAACCGUGUGUUAAAGCGCGCAGCGGUCAACCUUCCGACAAGUUUAGUACGGGAAUCUAUCCAUAUUCAGGACUUGAUUGCACCGAGCUUUAGUAGAAGUGUCAAGUAGUGGAGAAUGAGUGCAUCUGCUGUAAAGUCAUCGAUAUCUGGAGUAGGGACAUCCCCGACUUCGACUACUCACUCCAUGCUUCCAAUGAAUGCUAUGGCUCAAAAAGUAGUUCCUGGAACUGAAUCAGGAUCUAUGAAACCUUUAACAGGAACAGGAUUAAGCUAUGUUACGUUGCAACCGCCAAGUCAGCCUCUCAGUUUGGUACAGGAUCACAGACCGUCGGUUUACCAAACACCACCUUAUAUAAGUAACAAUUCUGAAAAGGAAUCAGAAUCGGAUAAGCUUAUACCAAACGGCGUAGAAACUAUAAAGGUGGAUACAGAGCAAAAUAUACCUGCUCCUGUAAAGCCUAGUGAACCAAAUAGAAAUAACAACUUGAGUCCUGAAAAUCCGACCCAAGACGAACAACGAGAAACUCCAGUAGAACCAGAAACGAUCCCUCAUGCCUUAGAAUUUUCAGCGAUAUGUCCUCAAGGACAAAACAAAGUUGAAGAAAAGAAAACUACUGUAAAUAAUGGCUCUAAAGAAGCUGAAGGUGUGCCAGUUAAUGCUUCUCUACAAACAAAGUUAUCGACGCAUAAAACUGAAGAUGCUCAAGUAAAACCAGAAGUUCAAAAAAACAAACCAACGAAUCAGAGUGCAAAAUUGAGUGGAGAUAGUCCACCCGUACAACCAUCAAAUAAUUCUUCAAAACCAGAAACGAAAGUUACAGCUUCGCCAAAAGCUAAUAAACGAAAAUCUAGAGAAUUGAAAGAUUUGAAAGGAAUAUCCGCGACUCCAGACGGGGCAAGUAAACCUAAGAGAAAUCGCGUCCAAACGCAACCUUAUCAAAGUCCUUUGCCAGAAAUUGCGUUGCUUGUCAAAAGUUUAAACAAGUCUCCUGCGACGAAAGCUGCGGAUGACAAGCUAAUAGUAUUCUACAAAAAUGAAUUCCUGGCUGUGAGAAAUGCAGAAGGGAGUUUUUACGUUUGUCAAGCGAUGCAAAAUAUUUAUAAAUCGAGCAGGCGUAUUCGCAUACGUUGGUUAUCGCAAGAUAAAAAUAAUGGUGAAAUUUAUUCUCCAGAUUUUUACGACUUUAUAGAUUUCGAUUGUAUAUUAACGAACCUAAAUUUGAAUAAAAUCGAUAAAAAUAAAUUUCAAUUAACGAAGAUAGAAUUAUUGCGUACGGAAAAUAUAUUAAAACGAGCGAUCGAUGUAGAGGCCGGAGUGUCUGAAAAGCCUAGAGUAACGGAAGAACAUCCAGAUGGACUCGAUUUGUCUCUUUACAAAGAUGAGUCACAAUUGAAGAGAAGAAGAGGUCACGGCCCGUACAAGCAGAAACAAGGCCAACGAAAAAAAUCGAAACGUUCGGCAAGUUCCUCCGAAGACGAAGGAUCCGAGGACGAGUCGAAGGAUGAAAAGAAGUCGUCGAAAACGGGACGUUCUAAAAAGGGAUCGGUAAACAAAGCGUUAGCGAUCGCAAAAUCGGUUGCAAAAGGAUCGAGCAGAGCGGAAAGGGCAUUAAAUAGAAGCACAAAAUCUGGGAACAGUACGGGUAGCGAGUCCGCCGGUGGCACUGCUGCAGCCACUGCUACUGCUACUGCUACAGCAGCAGCAGUACCCGUAAAUAGCGCCGCUACGCCGACGACUCCCAUUGAUUCAGCUAAAAAUAAUGGUGCAGACCCUAAAAAGAUCGAUGCGAAGAAAACCACGAAGCAGCAGCAGCAGCAGCAGCAGCAACAACAACAACAACAGCAGCAGCAACAGCAGCAGCAGCAACAACAGAGCAACAACAACACGAGUGGUGUACCAAGGACGAAGCUUCGUGGGUCAGCUCAAAACACACAGCAAGGCAGUAGUACUGCGGGACGUCCCAAACGCGUAGCUGCUUCAGCGAGUAUUCUGUCAAACGAAGAAGCAGCACCACGGAAAAAACCACGUGGGCGAGCGUAAGAUUAACAUGUUAUUGUUUUUCUUAUGCCAUAUUUACAGCAGAGUCUGUAUCGUAGGCAAUAUGUACGUGUGGUACACUCUUUAAAAUUGCAAUCAACUUACAAUGUAAUAUAUAUGAUCUCAAGAUUCACGAUGAAUGUACCAAAUGCUGCGUUAUAUUAUAGUCUAACGAUACGGGAUCAAUGACUUAUAUUACGAUGCGGCAAUUCGCAUUUCGAAAACUAACUCCGAGACUUAGAGAAUGAUAUUGUGAUAUCAUGCAAAAUUUGUACAUAUCGUCUACGUCUCAGACUCCUCGGAAGAGAAGAAAGUCACGGAUAGUAUGGAAAAAAUGGUACCUUGGUUGAGUAAUAACUAUCUACAGGGUGUCACAUGCUAAUGCACUCUUGCAAUAGUCUAUUUUUGAUGUUGUGACUGAACCAUACGUGAUUCAUUUGAGUUUAUUGUACACUUUCCAUUGGAUAUGAUAGCUAUGUACAAAUAUAUAUGUCUGGGAUUUGUAUGCAUUCUGUAAAACAGAUAUUAAGGCAGGAAAGGAAGAAGGAAGAAAAAAAGAAAAAAAAAAGAAAAUAUAUAGGGUAAAAAAAAAUUAAUUGCGUGAGCGAUCCGUGAAUUAUCGAUCUCCUAUCUGUAGAUCGAUGAGAUCUAGAAGUACAAUAUCUGUACAUUUACGCUGAAUCUUUGCUGUUUAAAAAAUAGCAUACAGAAUGGUCCAGCGCCUAUAUAAAGACAGGCAGAGAAAAGAAGUGCCCUGAAUUGUAAUCCCUUGCCUCAUUGUUGAAUCCACAGAUUCAUGAGAGAGUCUUAUAUGUAAAAGGUAGCACAUUGAUCAUAGUUUUUAUAGUUUAUUUUCAAAACUACAUUUAUCCAAAUGAAUUUGCACUGCGAUCGAUAUAACAUAGUAAAAAAUUGAGAUCGCUAACACACAGUGGUGCCACAUAUGAUUUAGCCACAUUAACGUAUUUACACUUUAGAGCAAAGAAGAUGAAGAAGAAAAAAGUAAUAAUAAAAAAAAGUAAUGCACUUAUUUCCUCUUGAUAAGUCUUAAUUAAAAAUGUAUAAAUUUGAUUUAUGCAUAUACAUUAUUUUUAUCAAAGAUCGUGGAUAACUUGUUGCAACGUGAACGCGUAUAUCGCAACUAUUUACUAAAGCAUUCCGUUCCUUGGCUGUGUUCGUUAAGAAAUUAUUCGUUCUUGCUCGUCCUUGACCUCCUGACCGUACUUUUAUAUAAAACGUCUUCCUAUUUUUUUUUCUCUCUUUUCUCUUUUUUCUUUUUGUUUUUUCUUCCCCUCUUUCUUUCCUUCUCUCUCUUUCUCUCUCUCUCUCUCUCUCUUUCUUUCCUCCACGACCUCCAAAAUAAAAUAUUCUUAUCACUUUUGGUCACUCGUUUAUAUCUAAGAAUUGAUAUAAUCUUAAAUUACUUCGAAUCUUUCAUAACAAUCACUGCCAUUACCACGAACGGUGCUCGUGUUUAAAAGAAUCGCGUAAGACGCGUUCACGUUGCAGUGUAUAUUUACUAUAUGAUAGAUAAUUAUUAUUUACUCUUCACCAAAUCUGAAUUCUUAUACUUUUAACGUAGUUGAUAGUUUACAACAUGUCGAGAUGUAUUUGUAUUAGUGGAAAGACGUAUUUUACGUCGACACAUUGAAAUGGGGACUUAUAAAGACAUCGAUUUAAAUGAAUUGUGUAAUUAACAGAGAGUUAUUGAGAAACAAAACAAAGCAAAAAAAAAAAGAAAAACAAACAAAAAAUAUAUUCAUUUUUCUACAUUACGGUAUUAUGGUUGGAGACUCGCGAUGGAUUACAAAAAAUAGUUACUGGACCACUUAUUAUAUGAAAUUGAGUCGAUUAAUACGACUUUUGUUUUGAAAUUACGAAUGAAUUAGCGCAAUCGAAUUAAUGUUGAGUUGCGAGAGAAAGAAAAAAAAAAACAGCGUUUUUGAGUGUUUUCGAAAAGUUCGAAGGAUCGUAAUGUGUUCUUUAACAGCCUCGUGGGAUAUUUUAAGCGAUUAAAUCUUCAAAUUUUUUAUGAAGCGUGCAAGGCAAAAUAAUCUGUUUAUAAUUCGAAGAGGUCGAAUAGCUUUAUGUGUAAAAUGGAAACAUAAAAAAGAAAAAAAAAACAGAAAAAAAAAUAGAAACAAAACGAGACGAUCAUUUUUAUCUGAGAAAUUCGAAAAAUCGAUGUGUACCGACAGUCGAUAAAAACGCGCUAGUCAAUUUUAUACCCGUCGGUAAGAGAAGAUUCAUCUUGUAUCUUAUAUCUAUACGUACAGAGAUUGUACGUAUUAAAUUUUUAUAUUUAUUAUCAAAGGCAUACGGACGAAUAGCCGAUUUUAUUAAAAGCAUGGUUUUCAAUUCGUAAAUCGUAGUUAUGAUCAAGCAUUGUAAAAAAAGCAAUAUCUAUAAAAAUGAAUUGAAAACCAUGCUUAGCAGCAACCCAUUGAUUUAUGUCGGCUUCAUAGUGCAAUAUUUUCGAUAACUUAAUUUCGCAUAUUCGAAACAGAUAUCGCUAUAUUUCGAUUGAUUAUCAAUAUUUCUGAUAUAUAAUUAUAUUCUUUUCUUUCAUACAAUAGAAUAAGAUUGAUGGGAAAUCGAACCUUCUCCUAUCGACGUGAAAUCAAUUGAUAUGCUGUUAUUGAUUAUCGGUGUACACACUUUUUGUUUUUCAAAUAAAUUCUAAAAAAUCUUAUUUGUUCACGUAUUUGUAUAUAUACAGGGUGUUCCUAAAAUCGGUGAUACAAGCAGACGUCUGAUAAUUUACAAUUACAUUACAGUUUAAUUUACUGUAUGUAUGUAUGUGCAAAGAAUAGAUUUUCUAUAAUAAUUCGAAUAUUUCGUUUGUUAACGAAUUGUGGAAGUUUUGAAAGACUUACUGUUAUUAGGUAAUCGAUAGAAAUAUAUAUAGGCUUGUACUUUGUAUGUGCCAGAAUCGUAAGCGUGGUUUCAUCGUUAUCGGAUUGAUCAAUUCUCUUAGAUAUAAUUUGGAUUUCAAAAAAAAUUAAUUUCUUUUUAUUUUUCUUAUUUUAUAUAUAUAUAUAUUUUUUUUAUGUAAAAAUAAAGCAUCGUAUGAAAAAUUUUUAUUCCAAAACUUUCGAUUUAUUUCUUUAUAUGUUAAAUCCAUCCGAUUCCUGGUUGUACCACACAGAAUUAUGGAACACCCUAUUUAUACAAACAUAUGUACAUAUAUACAUUGAAAAAUUUAUGUUAUAUAUCUUGACCGUUGAACGCACAAAAAAGGAAAAAGAAAACCAAAAAAAAAGAAAAAGAGAGAGAAUUGUUAGGACGGAGAGAGAAAAGUACAAGAUACUUUUUCGUUCUUCAGUCCUGUUUUAAUCGCAUUGUACAUAAGAAAUUAGAUAAUCAAAAUUAAUAAUGAAAAAAAAAAGAAAAAAAAAAAGAAAAAAUGAUACAGCAAAACGAAUGACUUGUAUUAUUGUUCUCGAAAAAAAAUCCAAUAUAUAUAUAUAUAUAUAUAUAUAUAUAUAUAUAUAUAUGUAUGUAUGUAUAGGUCCUUCAAUCGAAGAAACCUUCCUCUUGUUGUCUUGUCUUUCUGUUUGUUUCAACGGUCAAAAAAAUAAACAAUCGAAAAAAAUAAAAAGAAAAGGAAAACUUAUUCCCGGAACAGAAAAAAAAAGAAAUUAAUAAAAACGUGACGCGAGACAAUUUUUAUGUGCCGGAACCGCAUUCAUCUUGCUUGCGAACGAACGAACUGGUUUUUUUGUAAGAUUUCUGCGACUUCUCAUUGUUGUUUCAACAGAACGAAAAAGAAAAAAGAAAAAGGAAAGAAACAAAAAGAGCCCAGGCAUAUCGACCUCUCUACCGGAAAUAGAAUACGAUAUAAUUAUCAUAUUAAAUGGUUAAGAUAAAUUUUAAUUCUUUUUUCUUCUUUUUUUCUUUCUUUUUUUUUCUUUUUUUUUUCUUGAGCUGGAGACAAGUAAGAUAUCAAUUCUGUCAUUGGUCCAUCGCAUACACUAUAUUUGAAGAAGAAAGGAUUAAUAACAUACAUACAUACAUACAUACAUACGUACAUACAUACACACCCAUGCACCCACCCACGCACGAAUACACACACACGUGCCGACAUAAACGUUUACGCAAGGAGACGAAAGAAAAAAAAAAGGAAAUAUACAAAACAUACUGUAUAAAUAUAGUAAAGAAUUCUAAUACGACUACCGAACGAUUUCUUUGUUUUUGUGGUCAUUCAAAUACUUUUCGUUCUUUCUUUUUUUCUCUUUUCGUGAUUUUCUUUUUUGUGGGUGUUACAUAUAUAUAUACAUAUACAUAUAUGUGUAUAUAUAUUUAUAUAUACAUAUAUAUAUAUAUAUAUAUACACAUAUUGUUCUUCGAACAAGUACGGUUUUAUCUAUUUUUCUCUCACUCUUUCUCUUUUUCUCUCUCCCUUUUCUGUCCAUCAACUUGGUUGUACCUGACUUUAUCUAUUCAACAGAUCUUGAGUAAGGUGCAAAUACAAUUUAAAUAUUAUUUUUCCUCGUCCCAUCUUCGUCGUCGUCGUCGUCAUCAUUUUUAUCAUCGUCGUCAUCGUCGUCGUCGUCGUCAUUUUCAUCGUCGUCGUCGUCGUCGUCGUCGUCGUUGUCGUCGUUGUUGUCGUCAUCGUCGUCGUCGUCGUCGUCGUCGUCGCUAUCGUCGCCAUCGUGGUCGUUUUUGUCGUCAACAUUUCUUGUUAAUGUCGUCGUACCCAUCUAUGGAAGAUUCAAGUCGUAUUCAACGUAUACGAUAUAACAAUUUUUCUAAAGUCCCUAACUUUUUAUCUUCUUCCUUUUGGCUUGUUUUAAUGAUAAAUAAAUAAAGGGACGUUAUUUCAUUAACUAACAAGUCUCUUUCCAGAACUUUUUUACAAACACGUUAAAGGGGAAAAAGAUUUUUGACAUAUUCGGGAAUAAAAUUAUCCUUAUUAUUCUAUCUAUUAUUAUAUAAUUAUUAUAAUUAUGAUUAUUAUUAUCAUUAUAUAUAUAUAUUGUUUUAUUAUUAGUAUUAAUGUUAGUAUUUUAUUACGUAGUAUUAAUAUUAUUAUACUUAUUACUAUUACUAUAUAUUAUUAUUGUUCUUGUUGUUGUUGUCUUUUCGGUAACGAUGAGUCAUAAACUUUUUUUUUAAAAGGAGAACGCGUCCAUUAAACCGAAUGAUUAAUGAGUUUAUAUGUAUAUAUGUACGUAAGCCUACGCACAAAUUGUAUACCCGAGACGCCCGCGAGUUCGAUGACGUAAUGAUUUCAAAAGUGAGAUCGCAAAAAGAUCAUCAUGAUGAUUGUCGCGAUUAGUUCUAUCGACUAUUCAGUCGACGUCGCACGUUUUUUAUACACACCGAUGACAUCUUGUCCUCCGAUUGAUUAUUAUUAUUAUAUUAUAUUAUAUUAUAUUAUAUUAUAUUAUAUUAUAUUAUAUUAUAUUAUAUUAUAUUAUAUUAUAUUAUUAUUAUUAUUAUUAUUAUUUAAUGUGUAAACCAUCUUUCAUUAAGUUUAUUUUUAUUUCUUAUUUUAUAAUAGAUUAAAAAGCUUUCGUCGUCAUCGGUUGGUGAGACGCCACCGAGAAAAUCGUGCAAUGUCAGCGCGUUUCCACUUUUAUGCUUUCUUAAAUUCGUAAGAUUAAUUAAAAUCGAUUCACGUAUAUGUUGUACGUGUUGUAUUGUGCAAUCGAUGAAAACUUUUGGUGCGAGUUUUGCCGAGGAAAGGAGAAAUAAAAAAAAAAUAAAAAGAAACUUACAUACAUACCCACUACAUACAUAAUACAUACCUUGUUAUUCGUCGUGAUCAUUGUUUACCUUGUAAUGUGUAAAAAAAAAGAAACGGACGUAAAAUAUUAAUUUUUUUUUCUCUUUUACGAACCACGAAGAACGAAAAGAGAUUAUACGAUAGUAUAAAGAUUUUCUUGUAAUGAAAUGUGCGUCGACGAAAAAAGAACAUCUCUUACGCAAUUAAUAUAUAUUUCUGGUUUAAUUUAUAUUUAAUCCUUUAUCUAUUCAAUGAAAAAGCAAAUCUAAAUAUCUUGGAGAGUCGAUCGUUUAUAUAUCGUUUGUUAAACCCACGCGAAUUCUGCGAUAUCUGAUAUCUCUGUUUCAUAAUUAUAGCGCUGUUAUUCCGAAAUUGUUAUCAGACGUAUUCGAACUAUAUCGAAUAUCGAUUUACACAAUGAUACACUGGAUGUAACUAAGUGUAUUUAAAUUUUUUUGUCCUUUUUUGUUAUUUUUACUUUUUUCUAAGGACCUAUAGGCGAAGAUAAGAGGGAAUAACAAAAAGAAAAAAAAUGAAAUGUUACAUCUACCGAGAGCGUUAAAAACGAAUUUUUCGAAAAUGGAGGAGUAACGAAAUGAUGUAUUAAAUGUAUAAGUGCUCUUACCGAAAUGUUUAACUAAAAACAAAAAAAAACAAAAAGGGAGAAGCAAGAGAGAGAGAGAGAGAGAGAGACAGACGGUACGCGAUCGAACAGACUAAACACGAUCGUAGUUUUUAACAGAAAUAAACAAAUUAUUGACUCGGUAAAGUAUGUUAAACAAUAAAAAGUUGUACCUGACGCGUUUUAUCCGACGUUCGGGACUCGUCGCUACAUACAUACGUGUUGAAAGAGAAAUAAUAAGAAUAUCCUAUCGGGGAAUUUGUUAUUGUCAACUUUAUCGAGAAAAUAUCACGCCAGGUUCCAAAUGUGUUAUCGCCUAAACGAUAAUAGACGAUAAUAUUUGCAAUUGUAAAAUCACAGAAAUGAUUCCCCAUUCUCCCUCUUGGCUUAAAUAAUUUAAAUGGGUUUUUUUAAUGGUUCAUACAUACAUAUAUUCCUUGUACUCGCUAAUCAUUAUAUCUUAUGAAGUUUUUAGUAGCUUUGGAAAUGUUGGAUUUAAGAAUGAGGGUUUGUCACGACGAUGCGACGAGUGUAUCCACGCAUGUCCAAUAUAUAUAUAUAUAUAUAUAUAUAUAUAUAUAUAUAUAUAUAUAUAUAUAUAUA
This is a messenger RNA of Vespula vulgaris, 9210 nucleotides long. RefSeq names its product AF4/FMR2 family member lilli-like. The record is from RefSeq and is a predicted model, not a curated record. Lineage: Eukaryota; Metazoa; Arthropoda; Insecta; Hymenoptera; Vespidae. The transcript has 7 exons. The coding region runs from base 332 to 2257 and encodes 641 amino acids.